AUAAAAGACACAGCCCUUUCUCUUUCUCGCUUUUUCUCUCUCUUUCUUCUCAACAUAUCAAAAAUGGCAAGCAAUAUAAAGAUAGACUCUGGUUAUAUGUGGCUGGGUUUUUACUUUGUUUUAAACCUUUCCUUGACACUUUACAACAAGAUUAUUCUUAACAAUUUCAGAUUUCCUUAUACAUUAACGGCCAUUCACACUUUAUGCGGAACCAUAGGUUGCUAUGUUCUUUAUUUUAUGGGAGUCUUUACACCGGCAAAGCUAGGUGAUCGAGAAAACAUCAUCAUGGUUCUGUUUUCUGUAUUAUACACAAUCAAUAUAGCGAUUAGCAAUGUUUCUCUGAGUCUUGUCUCUGUUCCAUUUCAUCAAAUGGUGCGCGCAAUGACGCCUGUAUUCACGGUGAUGAUUUCUAUUGUCUUUCUUCAAAAAUCUUAUCCUGCCAAGAUUUACCUAUCUUUACUCCCUGUGGUUCUUGGCGUAGCAUUUGCUACAUGUGAUGAAUAUACCUUCACUUAUAUGGGAUUUUUUCUUACUGUGCUAGGUGCGGUACUAGCUUCUGUAAAGACAAUUGUUACCAAUCGAGUUCAAGUGGGACGUCUCAAACUAAAUCCUCUUGAUUUACUGUUUCGCAUGUCGCCACUUGCUUUCAUUCAAUGUAUUUUCUAUGCACACAUCACAGGAGAAUUGGAUAGAUUAGAAACAUUCUCGGCCGAGAACAUGAAUUGGAGUCUAGCUUCUGGAUUGUUGCUCAAUGGCGCUAUUGCUUUUGGCUUGAAUAUCGUCAGUUUUACAGCCAACAAGAAAACAAGCGCGCUCACAAUGACAGUAGCAGGUAACGUUAAACAAGUCUUAUCGAUCGUUUUGUCCGUGAUCAUUUUUGAUUAUGCUAUCAACGCAACCAAUUCUUUUGGCAUUGUCCUAACACUUGUGGGUGGUGCUUGGUAUGGACAUCUUGAAUUGGGAAUGAAAAAAACAAAACAAGUGUUACCUACUACUAACCUUGUGUCUCUAUCUUUGGACAACAAACAUGAAGAAACACUGGUUGAAAAGCCACCUCUUAUCAUUUCAGAAAAGCUCCAGGUUACUGCUUAGAAUAAGAAACAAGAGGGAGCAACUGCAUUAUUAUUAUUAUUAUUAUUAUUAUAUUUUACUAAACUUGCUUUGACCACGUCUUUUUGCAUAAAAAA
Messenger RNA from Gilbertella persicaria, 1187 nucleotides. RefSeq names its product triose-phosphate transporter family-domain-containing protein. The record is from RefSeq and is a predicted model, not a curated record. Lineage: Eukaryota; Fungi; Mucoromycota; Mucoromycetes; Mucorales; Choanephoraceae. Gene Ontology annotation, molecular function: antiporter activity. Gene Ontology annotation, cellular component: Golgi apparatus. The transcript is spliced from 5 exons. Bases 64 to 1092 code for a protein of 342 amino acids.